AUGCUCAAAUUAUCAAGAACCCUGAGCUCAGUGGUAUCGGGCACACGCAAUUCGCCUAAUUUUAGGACGUAUUUGAGAUUGAACGAUGGGAAAAUAGGAUCGUUCUUUCAUGACGUCCCACUGGGCCUGGACAAAGGAAAGCGUAUCGCCAAUAUGGUGGUAGAGAUCCCAAGAUGGGUCAAUGCUAAAUACGAAAUCUCCAAGGAUAUCAAGGCCAAUCCAAUCGUCCAGGACACGAAAAAAGGAAAGCUAAGAUACCUUAACAAUAUCUAUCCGAACCAUGGAGCGCCACACAACUACGGUGCUUUUCCGCAAACUUGGGAGUCUCCGCUGGAGUCGUCCUCGCUGGUCAAUCAAGAUAUCUUCGGAGACAACGAUCCACUAGAUGUCAUUGAUAUUGGUCGUCACGUGUCUCCCACGGGGACUGUCAAACCUGUCAAGAUUCUCGGGUCACUCGCCCUGGUUGACGACGGCGAAUUGGACUGGAAAGUCGUUGUCAUCGACACGAACGACCCCUUCGCUGCCGAGCUGAACGACAUCAAAGACGUUUACGAGAAAAUGCCAGGAGUUUUGGAGAACCUGAAGAGAUGGUUUGAGGUGUACAAGAUCCCAACAGGCAAGCAGCCGAACUCUUUCCUGUUUGACGGCAAUUACAAGGAUACCGAGUUUACCCUUAAAGUUGUGCAAGAGUGCCACGAAAGCUGGUACAAGCUGGUCAUGGGUGAGCUUCACGGGGACAAUCUUCCAUCAACAGAGAAUGCUACGUUGCCGCAUACCAAGGGCAACACCGUGUUUGGUGUGGAUAUUGAGAUUUCGCAGACAGAAGAACAAGUGCCACCGGAAGUCAAUGAUAUGAGCUUCAUCAAGUAG
Molecule: messenger RNA, 870 nt
Organism: Ogataea angusta
Lineage: Eukaryota; Fungi; Ascomycota; Pichiomycetes; Pichiales; Pichiaceae
Exons: 1
Coding region: 1-870 (289 amino acids)
Biological process (GO): phosphate-containing compound metabolic process
Cellular component (GO): nucleus; cytoplasm
Molecular function (GO): magnesium ion binding; inorganic diphosphate phosphatase activity
Source: RefSeq, a predicted model, not a curated record